AUGUCUGCGUGCAGUGUCGAGGAGAAGUCUCCGUCGUUUUCCACAUUAGACAAAAAUGAUCCCGUUGUCAACAGUGACGACAGUGACACCAAAACCCCAGGCCGGUCCGGGGCUCAGACCCAAGAUGAAGAGGACGGAGAAAUCAGCGACCAUGAUCCACCCCGCUCAAGGUCCCGUAGCCACCCUGUGCAAGACCAAAAACAUCAGACAGAUCGCCCACCACUACCGAAAGAGGCACCGCCGGGACAAGCGCAACCUGGGGACGAUGGCUGGGAUGCGCUGUGGGAUGAUCAAGCGCAGGCCUUCUAUUUCUUCAAUCGAUUCACCAACAUUUCUCAAUGGGAGAAUCCUCGGAUACCAACAGCAGCGCAGUCUGCCCCAGCCUGGGUAAAGCGGCCAGGCAACCCAGAUUCUGGCCCCACAAAGCGAGCAGGCGGCUAUGACCCUUCAAUCCAUGGCGACUAUGAUCCCAAUGCCGACUAUGCCAAAGUCUACGAGACAGAGAGCUCCGACGGCACAGUAGCAGGUAUAGCUGCGGCCACAAAUUCAGUUGGGUCAGAAGCAUAUGCGGCAACCGCAAGCUUCAACCGCUUCACGGGCAAAUGGCAACGAGGUGAUGUCAAUCCCGAAAAUUUCAGCGACGAGCAGAAAAGCCGGCGGCAGAUGAACGCCUUUUUCGAUGUGGAUGCCGCUGCCAAUAGCCAUGAUGGGCGAAGUCUUCGGGCAGAACGCGCGAACAAGAAACUGAGCAAGGCGGAGUUGAAGGCUUUCAAGGACAAGCGGAGGGAGAAGAAGGAGGAGAAACGGAGGGCGUGGCUGAGGGACUGA
Exophiala aquamarina CBS 119918 is the source of this 828-nucleotide messenger RNA. RefSeq lists its product as uncharacterized. Gene Ontology annotation, molecular function: protein binding. NCBI's taxonomy places the organism in Eukaryota, Fungi, Ascomycota, Eurotiomycetes, Chaetothyriales, Herpotrichiellaceae. Bases 1 to 828 code for a protein of 275 amino acids. The transcript has a single exon. The record is from RefSeq and is a predicted model, not a curated record.